CCAACACAUAAUCGAGUUUUUAAUAGAUUUAACGAAAAAGAAUCGAAAAUAUGUGACAGGAAUACGUGCAAUCAAAGAUUUUUUGCAAGUCGUUUUCUCAAGUAACGUUCCAUAUCUCAAAGGUCAAGUGAAUCGGUGUUACAAAGUUUAUAUUGAGCCGGAACUGCCGAAAACUCAAGCCAGCACAUCGAAAACGACAGUGGUGCCCAAUGAAAAUGCAAAAAUUGUAAAUUUUUGGUGCUUCAGUCCAAAAUUUGGAAUGCAAUACUUACUCAAUAAGGGCAUUCGAUGUUUCAUUUUGACAAGCGGAACUUUGGCCCCUCUGCCAGCUUUAAUACAAGAACUUGAAAUCGAUAUACCAAUUCAGCUCACGAAUUCACACAUUAUUGAAGCGAAUCAAGUAUUUGUCAAAGUCGUAGCAAAGGGUCCAGACGAAGUUGAACUCGAUUCCACAUAUAAAAAUCGAAAAAAUCCGAACUACAAUAAAUCACUUGGAAAUACGAUAUUGAAGUUUGCAAAAACCGUACCAGGCGGUCUGUUGGUCUUCUUUACAUCAUACUCUCUCAUGAAACAACAUAUCAUAGUUUGGAAAAGUACUCGUAUUUGGGACAAUAUUGAGAAGGUGAAGCGAAUUUUUGUGGAACCACAAACCAAACAAGAGUUACAAAUAACAAUGAAUGAUUACUAUAGAACGAACAACGAUCCCACCAGCAAAGGUGCAAUUUUUAUGGCUGUGAUGAGAGGAAAAGUUAGUGAAGGUUUGGAUUUUGCUGACAAUCAAGGACGAGGUGCGAUCAUUACCGGAUUGCCUUAUGCACCUAUACAUGACCCACGAGUCAAAUUGAAAAAAGAAUAUUUGGAUGGAAAACGAAAUGAAAGAGAUACGAUGUCCGGUAAUGUUUGGUACUCAUUGGAUGCAGUUCGAGCUGUGAAUCAAGCUAUCGGUCGUAUAAUUCGCCAUAAAAGCGAUUAUGGUGCAAUUUUAUUUUGUGAAAAACGAUUUCAUCAAACCAGAACUCAAGAAAACAUAUCUGGUUGGGUACGAGAAAAUAUGCACACUCAAUUUCAACGCUGGGAAAUUGAAAAUCUGGCUCAAUUCUACACAGAUGCCGGACAAAAUCUGCCAAAACCAGCACCAAAACAGUCAUUGGAAUCGAUUACGUUCGAUGAAAACUCAUCCGAUAUGGAUAUGUAUUGGGCUCAAUUACAAACUGAUGAUGUGGACACAUCUGAUUCAGAAGAUGAAGACAUUGCUUGUCUUGGCCGACCAAUGUCGCAGGAAAAUGAUUCGAUCAAGUUGAGCGGCCCGAUAAAGAGAAAGAGAUUGGAUGCCGAUUCCAAUUCAAGCAAAAAACCAAAUUAAAAUUUUAUUUUAUUUUCAUGACGAAAUAAAAAAAAGCCAUCAAUUUUAUAUAUUGUUAAAAUAAUCGAUAUAUGUAUAUUUCAUAUUUGUUCAUCUAAUAAACAUCAAUUGUUCACGCUCUCGUCUACAAUAUCACUUAAUUCA
Contarinia nasturtii (swede midge) is the source of this 1507-nucleotide messenger RNA. RefSeq names its product regulator of telomere elongation helicase 1 homolog. The coding region runs from base 260 to 1363 and encodes 367 amino acids. Gene Ontology annotation, biological process: negative regulation of DNA recombination; negative regulation of t-circle formation; telomeric loop disassembly. Gene Ontology annotation, molecular function: DNA polymerase binding; DNA helicase activity; ATP binding. The record is from RefSeq and is a predicted model, not a curated record. Gene Ontology annotation, cellular component: nucleus. The transcript is spliced from 5 exons. NCBI's taxonomy places the organism in Eukaryota, Metazoa, Arthropoda, Insecta, Diptera, Cecidomyiidae.